AUGCGGUCCUUGAGCGUAUGUUUCCUUGUGUUGGCUGCGACCAUCGGCAGCGCUGUCGAGUACAAUAGCGGUAUGUUGUGACACGGUUUUGAUAUGAGGCAUUGUAGAUGAUGGAGUCAUAACCGUCGCGAUUGGCGAGAAAGAGGUGACAAACGUCAAGCUGGGACUUGUUUUCCAAAGAGACGACGUUUUUGUGUUUGGGCCGGCAUGUAAAGACGCCGAUACGUGCACAACGCGGUAUCACAGUGUGUACGAUCCAUCGUAAGUGUAAUAAUUCAAAUUUAUAAGAGAUCCGGGCUCAUAAGAAUUAAAUAUUUUUAGCAAAGACUCGAAGAACGUAUCUAAAAAGGGCAAUUUCGGACCUUAUGAAUACUCUCAAUACGAUGACGUUCAGGUUGCGGUAAGUCACUUGAAUACUUGGAAGCCCGUGUUACGUCAAAUUUUGAAAUACGGGUUCUUUUCCAGAUCGGAGACGUCAAAACACCACUAUCCGUAAAUGUUAUCACUGGACUGACAAAAAAAGAAAAUAGCACCGAUGAUUCUGUUGAUGGGAGUCUUGGAGUUAGCAUUGCUCAAGGCGAAAAUUCAACAUUUUCAAAGCUGGUUUCUGCCAAUGGCAACAGUUCAUAUAUGUUGGUUAUUGGUGGAAAUCCAUACGUAAGCGUUAAAUAAUGUAGGUUAACGAAGAUGUUUAGACAAAAAGCUCAAAAGGCAAGAUUGUCAUCGGAGAAGAAGACAAUGUCGCAUGUGGGACUUUUGUCUCUGUAAAUACUGAAACUGCGACCGACUGGGCUUUCAAGGCGAAGUAAGGUUGUUAAAAUUGUGGGCACUAAAAGACAUUGAGUUAUGAAAAUUUACUUUAUUUAAGAGCAACUUUUGAGAAAGAUCCCAUCGACGUUACAGUGGAUUUCGCCUUCCAAAAUCUUGCAUUCAGCAAAAAUAUAACCGAACGGUUCUACAAAUCAAAUAACAUCAAGCAAAAAGAUUACGAUGAGCUUAAGGAUAUUACUAUCCAGGUCAAAAACAUCACCAUGACCAUCACCAAAGACCUUCUUUAUGAAAAGGUCGGAGAAAACUACCAGCAACAGUUCUCGAUAUCAAAUAGCGAUAUACAAGUUCCACGAAAGGUUUUGAACAACUACUGCCUUAAAUUCGAACAAGACGGCUCCACGUUCAGCGUUGGGGUUGCCGAGCGCAAGAACUCAGUUGGCGUCAUCAUGGCCAGCCUUGGAAUGAUUUCAUUUAUGUUGUCUUUAUUGCGGUUGUAAAUCUUGAAAAUGUUGUAGUGUAUGAUAAACCACACCUAAAUUAAUAAAGUUUUGGUCGUUUGCAUGGGCAAAGACUGAUAAGACUUAAUUCUUAAAUAGUAUUUCAAUGCGUCUCGCCGACAUUCCACUCUGAAAGAAGACGCAGGAACAAUGCGGUUCUUGAGCGUAUGUUUCCUUGUGUUGGCUGCGACCAUCGGCAGCGCUGUCGAGUACAAUAGCGGUAUGUUGUGACACGGUUCAUAUAUGGGGCAUUGUAGAUGAUGGAAUCAUAACAGUCGCGAUUGGCGAGAAAGAGGUGACAAACGUCAAGCUGGGACUUGUUUUCCAAAGAGACACCUUUGUUGUGUUUGGGCCGGCAUGUAAAGACGCCAAUACGUGCACAAAACAACAGCAUGCGGUGUAUGAUCCGACGUAAGUAAUUCAACUUUUUAAGUGAUCGGGUCAUAUAAAUUGAAUAUUUUUAGCAAGGACUCCAAGGAAGUAUCUGAAAAUGGCACUCUCGGACCUUUUGAAUAUUUGCGAUACGAUGACGUUCAAGUUGCGGUAAGUCGCUUGAAUACUUAGAAGCCCAUGUUACGCCAAAUGUUGACCUACGGGUUCGUUUUUAGCUCGGAGACGUCAAAUCAGCGCACACCGUAACUGUUCUUACUGGACUGAAAGAAGGUGGAGAAAUCGCCGAUAUUCCUGCUGAUGGGUUUCUUGGGCUUGGCAUUGCUGAAGGCGAAAAUUCAACAUUCUCAAAGCUGGUUUCUGCCAAUGGCAAGAGCUCUUACUUGUUAAUCGUAGGCGGAAAUCCUAAGGUAAGGCGCUAAUGAAGACAUGAACGAAAAGGUUUAGACAAAGAGCCCAAAUGGCAAGAUUGUCAUCGGAGAAGAAGACAAUGUCGCGUGUGGGACUUUCGUCUCUGUAAAUACUGAAACUUCGACCGACUGGGCUUUCAAGGCAAAGUAAGGUUGUUAAAAUUGUGGGCACUAAAAGACAUUGAGUUAUGAAAAUUUACUUUAUUUUAGAGCAACUUUUGAGAAAGAUCCCAUCGACGUUACAGUGGAUUUCGCCUUCCGUAAUGUCGCAUUCAGCAGAAAUAUAACCGAACGAUUCUACGACUCGAUUAACAUCACGCAAAAAGAUUACGAUGAGCUCAAGGAUGUUACUAUUCAAGUCAAAGACAUCACCGUGACCAUCACCAAAGACCUUCUUUAUAAAAAGGUCGGAGAUGACUACCAGAGACAGUUCUUCACGACCUCAGAUAGUGAUAUAGAAGUUCCAGGAAAGGUCUUGAACAACUACUGCGUCAGACUCGAAAAGGACGGCUCCACGUACAGCGUUGGGGUUGCUGAGCGCAAAAACUCUGUUGGCGUCAUCAUGGCCAGCCUUGGAAUGAUUUCAUUUAUGUUGUCCUUGCUGCGAUUAUAA
This is a messenger RNA of Bursaphelenchus xylophilus (pine wood nematode), 2681 nucleotides long. NCBI's taxonomy places the organism in Eukaryota, Metazoa, Nematoda, Chromadorea, Rhabditida, Aphelenchoididae. The record is from the annotation of a GenBank genome assembly.